Molecule: messenger RNA, 1422 nt
Organism: Trichoderma virens Gv29-8
Lineage: Eukaryota; Fungi; Ascomycota; Sordariomycetes; Hypocreales; Hypocreaceae
Exons: 3
Coding region: 1-1422 (473 amino acids)
Source: RefSeq, a predicted model, not a curated record
AUGCAUAAGCCCCCUGGGAUAAAUGAUGUGCGCGUUCCUUUCACAGAUGCCUCGGAAACGCGAGUCAACGGCUGGAGGGUGUCCCCCGAUGGCCGUGGAACCAUGGACAUACUUUGGACAUGCAUCGUCACCACAUUUCUCUGCACAUUCACCAUUCUUUGCCUCAACUUGCCCUCGAGAAACGACAGCUCGGUGCGCAUCCAAGGCCGCAAAAUCCUGUGGAUGGCCAUUGCAAUCGCCGGACCCGAGUUCCUGCUCACCGCAGCUGCAGGCCAGCUCGCCGCUGCUCGAGACUCCGUCAAGGCUUUUCACGCCCUCGGACACACCUCGUGGACGUACCGGCACGGCUUUUUUGCAAACAUGGGCGGAUUCGAGCUGCAGCCCCUGAACGGCACCCCGUUCCCUGUCAACUCGAAGCACAUACUGUGGCUCAUGUCGCGCGGCCACAUCCGGUAUCCGGAAAUUUCCAAUGAAGAGCUCCUAGAUAAGUCCAAGAAGGAUACAGUUUCCAAGCUCAUCACCUGCUUCCAGGUCGGCUACCUCAUCGUGCAAUGUAUUGCGCGCGGAGUCCAGAAUCUCCCCGUUACGACAAUCGAACUGUCGACCAUGGCCAUCGUCGUCUGCUCCAUCAUGACGAGCAUCUGCUGGAUCUCCAAGCCUCAAGACGUACGAUAUCCCGUGCGAAUCAAGAUGCCCGUGACCAUGGACCAGGUCCUCCGCGAAGCUGGCCCUGUAGCUGCACGGCCAUAUCGCCAGACCCCCCUCGACUUUGUAGACGACCUGACCCCGAGUUGGGCUCUUAAUAUUCAGCCCUUCAUUAAGCUGCCUGUUGGACCAUAUGAGCGCCCCCUACCCCGGAUUGGCGACAGCAGAUUACCAUGGCUGGAAACACUCGAGAGUCUCUACUUAUGUAUCGCCACCAUGAUAUAUGCGUCGAUCCAUCUCACUGGCUGGAAUUUCAAGUUCCCAUCACAGGUCGAGCAAAUUCUGUGGAGAGUAUCAAGCCUAAUCUUGGUAGGCACAACAGCCCUCUUCUGGGUCCUAGAAACAGGCGCAAUUUGGCAGCGCUACGGAAGCGGACACAAGCUUUGGAAAAAGAUGUUUGGGAGCGAGGACAAGUCGGGUGUCCUAGUAACAGUUACGGAAGAUGCAGCUGAAUUAGAGGCUGGGCAAGUUGAACCGCGCGCUGUCGAGCCGUCCAUGCUGGAGUCGCAACAGCCCGUCGUGGAAAAGGAGGAGGAGCCCUGGGCACCGAAACAGCUUCCGCUGGUGUGGGAAUUUUGGACCAUCUUCCCUGUGGCCUUCAUCUAUGCCAUGGCAAGGCUAUAUAUCCUCGUCGAGCCCAUCGUUGGCCUGAGAUCGAUGCAGGCGGGAGCGUUCCAAACGGUUGACUGGAUGGCAUUUUUGCCACACGUGGGGUAG